AGGAGAGGCUGCUGGGGAGCAACAAAACAAUAAACAGCUGCUACUACACGGCGCAGCAGCGCAGCGGCGCAUCAGCGGAGUAGCGGAGGAGAGUACCAGCUCCGGAGUCACCUCCUCUAGUGCAGGCAGCGCACUCACCCAGCCAUGUAUCUGAACAGGGAAGAGGACGGCAGCAAAGCAGGUUCGGUGUCCCUCAGCGUGUUCCUGGUCUCCCUCGCAGUGACAGUGUGUGCUGUUUGGCUGGUGGCUCUUUGCGGUGUCUGUGGUUGGUGUCAACGCAAGCUGGGGAAGAGGAAUAAGCCGGCGGUGGAAGCAGCAGGCACUCCAGACUCGGCACGUGGGCGAGGGGAGAAGAAAGCCAUCAAGUAA
Molecule: messenger RNA, 369 nt
Organism: Cololabis saira (Pacific saury)
Lineage: Eukaryota; Metazoa; Chordata; Actinopteri; Beloniformes; Belonidae
Product: synaptotagmin-7-like
Exons: 3
Coding region: 145-369 (74 amino acids)
Source: RefSeq, a predicted model, not a curated record